This is a messenger RNA of Opisthorchis viverrini, 1782 nucleotides long. RefSeq lists its product as hypothetical. Gene Ontology annotation, molecular function: RNA binding. NCBI's taxonomy places the organism in Eukaryota, Metazoa, Platyhelminthes, Trematoda, Opisthorchiida, Opisthorchiidae. The coding region runs from base 7 to 1782 and encodes 591 amino acids. The transcript is spliced from 8 exons. The record is from RefSeq and is a predicted model, not a curated record.
CUUUCAAUGCAGAGUACUGGAAGAGAUAGUAUCCGUGCUUCAAAGAAGCGGCGCCACAGCCAUGGUCUGGAUGGAACCCCCGUCUCCGAGAAGAAAAAAGAGCUAUCCCACACUGUAUCCCGAAAUGCCACGAUAAGCAGAACUCCUAAGCGCGUUCACGAGGAAGACAACGAAGAAUUGAGUAACACUGCAAAUGCUGUACUUCAGUCCCCUGGGUCCCCUACCGUCAAGCGUCCGCGGAAAAAGCCAUCACUGCUGGGAUCAUCAGAUCUCCAGAAAUACGAGGGGAUGUAUACGUCAACUACAGAAGUCACUUCACAGCCUGGUCAGAAGGUGGCACUUCUAUCCAUGAUACGACAACGUUUAGAAUUCAAGUCGGAAGAAUCGGCAAGAAAUGCACUGAAGUCAAUCGUCGGUAAACUUAUCGCUGAUCGACCAAUUAAGGCGGAACUAUGCUUUGAGCGAUCGAACACUGAAACUAAUCCGAAUGCGGAUAGAGGUCAAAAGAAAAGUGGCGAAAAGCCUAUUCAAUGGUCGAAACCCAACGAACGUCAGUUGCGAGAUUUCUCACUUACCACACUGCAUGUAUCGUGUGUUCCACGCAAUACGACACCGGAUGAGGUUAGACAACUGUUCCCGCAAGCGGUCUCUUUUGACUUCAAUAUGCACCCGAAAGAUAAAGGAAUUGGGUCUUGCCGCGUAGCAUUUUCCUCCGAGCAAGACGCUUUUCAAGCAUUUACCUCACAACACAAUGCAAUCAUACGUGACUGUCCAAUAAUUGUGAACUUUGCUUUUAAGAAGCACAAACCGACUGGAAAUGUACUUCAAACCGUGAACACUCGUAUCCCGUCAACUCAGCUGAUAGGGAACAAACACAAGUCGUCUAUGAAGGUUGACGAACAGUCUAAGGAGAAGCUCAAUAAGGCACACACUGUAUUCUGCGGGCAACAGAAAAAGCCUCAAUCGACUACUGAAACCACGACUGAGCCCAAACAGAAAAAGAAACAGAAGAAAUCGCUGUCUGGAACGAGCUUGCCGAACGAUUUUCCGUUCCCUAAACAACCCAAGGCGAAGAAGCACAAACUAACGUGUACUCGUGAACGCCUUUUCCAACAACUGGAGUGUUCGGAUUUUGUGAAUACACUCGUUUUUCUAAAAACCUUUCAUAGCAGUCGAAGUCUUUUUGGAAUUGUCGAUAGAAGGUGGGGGUUGUACCGUACGGUGAAUAUGGAACCACUUAAGGCCUCGGAGGUUCACGACUGCAUGUGUUCCCUCGAGCGUCACCGAGCUUCUGGUCCGGAUGACCUCCCACCCGCAUUGUUCAAAGAUGGGGGUGAAGUCGUCAGUCAGCGCUUGUCUGAUCUGUUUGCUUCCAUUUGGGAAAAGGAGACAGUCCCACAAAACUGGGGAGAAUCGGUGAUAGUGCCUAUUUCCAAAAAAGGUGCUCGUAGUGAAUCUGGUAACCACAGGGGGAUCAGCUUGACCCCGGUCGUAACGAAACUCUUAGCGUCACUUGUGCUUCGUCGCCUUACGACACUGACUCGAGAGCAGCCAACGGGAUUCCGGCCUGGUGGGGGUUGCGUUGACCAAAUCUUCACUUUCCUUCAGGUGCUAGAACAACGCCAUACGUAUAAGCGACCCACAGUUCUAGUAUACCCGGACCUCCAAGGCGCAUUCGACUCGGUCAACUGGUCCGUUCUUGAGAAGGUUGCCCAUCGAGGAAUGCCCCGGAACUUUUUGAACAUAGUAAGCUGUUUGUACUCUCCCUCCAUUCCUUUUUAA